CUAAUUCACGAUCUAGGUCUUUGUUACGGUCAAAGUCGACAUCUAAGACGCAGUCUACUUGUAAGCUACGGGUUGAUUCUGAGUCGUGGGAUAAUUCUGAGUCACAGGUUGAUUUUGAGUCCCUUGAUUCUGAGUCGUGCUUCGAUUCUCAGCCCCUUGAAUCUGAGACACGGGUUGCAUCUGAGCCUAAAUCUAAUUUAUGGUCUGACACUAAAACUAAGUCAAAGUCACGUUCAUUGUCGUCUGAGUCACGGUCUCUCUCUGGGUCGAAGUCACAGUCUAAUAUUAAGUCACGUUCAAGGUCAAACUCACGCUCUAGGCCAAAGUCAAUCUCUAGGUCCAAGUCACGGUCAAGGUCUAAGUCACGUUCUAAGUGUAAGUCACGGUCCAAGUCACGGUCUAGGUCUAAGUCACGUACUAAGUCUAAGUCACGGUCUAGGUCUGUCACGUACUAAGUCAAAGUCACGGUCAAAGUCAAGGUCAAAGUCAAGGUCUAGGUCUAAGUCACAGUCCAGGUCUAAAUCACAGCCUAGGUCUAAGUCUCGGUCUAAGUCAAAGUCACAGACACCGUCCAGGUCUAAGUCACGGUCCAGGUCUAAGUCUCGAUCUCGGUCUAAGUCAAAGUCACGGUCCAGGUCUAAGUCACGUUCUCGGUCUAAGUCACGGUCAUGGAGUCAGUCACGGUCUAGGUCUAAGUCCCGGUCUCGGUCGAAGUCACGGUCAAUGAGUCAGUCACGGUCUAGGUCAAGCUCGCGGUCACAGUCAAGGUCAAGGUCUAAGUCAAGUUCACAGCCUAGGUCAAGGUCGCGAUCUAGGUCGCGGUCACCAAUUUAUCCGCAAUCCCGUUCUCCCUCUGUUCCCCGCAACCGUCCUGAUGCUGGCGAUAACUCUGAAAGACCGCAGACCCCUAAGGAAAGAAAUCGAUCUCGAUCGCAGUCCCCUUUAAGACAGCCGAAUGUACAAGUGCAAGUGGAGGAUGAAAAUGAUAAUGGUUCAGAUUACGAUGAUGUGGAUGAUGAAGAUCAAAACUUUCCUUUGUUACAACGAUACGAACCGAAACUGUACAAACGAUACAAGAAGUAUGAUCUACUCAUACCUCCAGCGACACCUGACCGUUUCGAACGUUAUGCCAUAGUUGAAAACAAAGUGUACUUAGGACUAGGAUGCAAAGCGAGAAAAAGUAGUUGGAAAUUAAGUAAAAAAAAAGGGUUGUUGACAUUUACCAGAGAGAUGGCGAAAUAUUUGUGAAAAUAUAUGCUUAGACAAUACGAAAGUAAAUAAUUCCACUCCUGGUCGAAGUUCUGUAAAAUUGUGCUCACCAAAAAAAUUGGAAUUAUAUUUAAGUUUAGUUAAAGACUACAUCAAUUCAGAUGAUCGUUACAAAAAUUUGGAGGAUGAAGUAAAAUCAGUAAUGAUAAAAGACAGUGUCCGAAGAUUGAGUAUUAACAUUAGAGACAACAGGUCAAAAAGAAUUGCUUUGAAUGCAGUACGUUAAAUUAAUAAAUUACACAAUGCGUUUGAAAAUUACACAGUUUAAUGAAAAAGUUGUUUAAAAUUUAAACUAGUAAACUAUUA
Nasonia vitripennis (jewel wasp) is the source of this 1575-nucleotide messenger RNA. Its product is annotated as serine/arginine-rich splicing factor 5-like. The record is from RefSeq and is a predicted model, not a curated record. Lineage: Eukaryota; Metazoa; Arthropoda; Insecta; Hymenoptera; Pteromalidae. The transcript is spliced from 5 exons. Bases 724 to 1248 code for a protein of 174 amino acids.